AUUACAUUGCAGCAGAGAAUGUGCCAUUCAUGUACAUAUGAGCAAGUUAUUGUAUGAUUAACAGCACAAACUUACUAUGAUGUUAUUCUAUAGUUAUUAAGUUAAUAUAUUCUAAAUAUGUUUCUAAAUAAGUGAGUGUUCAGUAUUUGAGAAGUUAGCUAUUUAAUUGAUAUGGGAGUUUGUAUUCAUUGAAUUUUGCAGAGAAAUGUAUUACUUUAAUAGGAAAUCUACCCAUAACACUAUGCUUUCAUUAACACCCUUGCAGCAUAGGCUACUGUAAGUUAUGUUGUAUGUCUUGUGAAAAAAUAGUAUUUUGAUUUGUGUGUAUUGAUUUAUGAAAAUAAGCAUUGCUCCGACUUAAUCAUAUUGUAUUGCUGCUAUUUUGCAUAUUUAUCUCUCUAAAUAAAUCUCUCUAAAAUAUGCUUAUUACUUUAUAUAGACUUUGAAACCUUUCUGAUGCACAAUGAUAUCACAAUUACAAUUUUUAGACUUUCAACAUUAAUCAGAGAAAUUAUCUUUGAUUUGUAUCUUGUACAGUUAAACAUUACCUCCUGGACAUAAACUGUUGGCACACUACCCUUACAACCCUACAUAACACACCUCUGUAGUCUCUAUAGCACCCCAUUUAAACACACACACACACACACACACACACUCAUUUACUAUAAAGUUAACUGAGGUCACCAGUUAUUUAUACACAUAACGAAAAAAUUAAUAAGGCACGCCAUAACAGCUGCUUGCAAUUUAGAUAUCUCCAUUAAUUAUUACAGAAGCAAUCAAGUUUUGUCGUGACACUCUGCAAGCAUCCAGUGUGCUUUCUCUCUCUCUCUCGCUCUCUCUCUCUCACAUACACAAACACACACUGUAUAAGUAAGGAUUUAUUUAGAUGUUUCCUGUCCUAAGCCUAACUCUUUCCCCAUAACCAAACACAUACAAACAUGUCUGUUUCAGUAUAUUAAUACGAUUGUCUCACAGACUCCCAUUGUUAAUGAGGGUGAUAAUACUUUUAGUGUCCCAACCCAACCUUUAACCUACACACCUAACAUAACAUUUUCAACUACACUAUACCUUAAAGGUAUAGUCACUUACACACACACUUGAGAACCAUGCUGCAUUAUUGUAACUGUGGGCUACAAAGCAUUUCUUAUCAGACAUCAUCAGUUUUGAUUUUAAAUAGCAGACAGAAAUACAGCACAAAACAUGACUGCUAAAGCAUAUUCAGAGAGAAAACCUUUGUAAAGUCAACUGCUAAUGAUAAGAACACUGCAUACAGCCCUACAGCUGCAGGCGGUACUGUCCAAAAAUAAACCAUCAUGUCAAAUGCAAAAAGAUAACUGUUUGUCAACAGUGACUCAUAAUAAAAGAUCUUGUUAAACUGUGUAUAAGGAGUCAGUAAGGAGGUCAAUGCACUGGUAAUAGUGAAAGAACUAUUACAUUUACAAAGCAUUCAAAAAUCCAGGUUUUCAAACAGCAUCUGAUUUUGUAUACAUAGGCUAAUACAUGGGUGUACAUUUAUCUGCAUUUAUCAGAGUGUUUAAAGUGGAAAAUUUAGAUUUCACUACACUUUUAAUGUCAUACUUUAUACAUUUACAUUUAGUCAUUUAGCAGACACUUUUAUCCAAAGCGACUUACAGAUGGAAGCAAUUGGAACAACAUAAGGACAACAAAAAGCAUAAGUGCAAUAAAAGAAAAUUGGUCUCAUAUAGCCUAUCACAGUAUACAGAGCUAAGUUUUUUUUUUUUUGAAGAAGAAGUAGAAAAGAGAUAGAAGUCAGAACUGAUCAGUCAGGUGUUGACGGAAGAGAUUUUUACUUAAUUUACUUAAUUUUCAUAAAUAUUUUUUACCUACUGUAUAAAACGUAAGUGCCCGGUUUCACAGACAAGGCUUUUAAAACUAGUUCCAGACUAAAAUGAAUGUUUGAGCUUUCUAAACUGAAAAUAACUUGCCCUGACAUAUCUUAAAAUAUGUCUGAGCCAGUGUUUUGUCUCAAGAUGCACACCAGAAAUGUUUUUUCUAAGGCAUUUUUAUAAAAGUGACUUAGCUAAAUAUCUUAAUUUAACUAAGGCAUAGUCCUGGCUUAAGAUAAGCCUUGUCUGCGAAACCGGGCCAUUAAAAUCAUCUUACUUUUACUCAGGAAAUAUACUUCAGUAAAAGUAAUAUAAAGUAAAUUUGUAGAUUUUUUGGUUUAUAAUGUAAUCAAGUAAACAUUUUCAAAGUAAAAACACUGAUUCUGAUUCUGUACCGUACAGAUACUUAAAAAUUGAGUAAAACUACUUCACUACUGUCCACCUCUGAUUUGAUGAAUUGUGCAUGAAAUGAAAUACAGACUCAAUCUAGAUUAAAUAGUUUGCCGAAAUCUUGUUAAAAUGUGUUGUUUUUACCAAUUCUGCAUGUUCACUUAAGGUCUAGUACAACAUUACGAUUUGUGUGAAGUUGCAGUUAUGCAAUUUAACUUAUAAUAAAUCAAUUUUCACCUCUUUUCUUAUCUUCAGGUACAAUAAGACAGACAAUACAAAGGUCUUAUUUUAUUGAACUGUUGAGAGGAUUGGGGUUGAGGUAAUGAUGAAAUGCACCAUUAUCAGAGAUUAUCAAUAUUUUAGAUCCAAGGCUACAAAUGAAGUGAUAGGCCAACACUGAUAUUCCUUUAACCUUUCAUGAAAGUCUCCAGUGCUAUUUAGAUGCAUUCAUUGCAUGUUGCAUGGAUUUGACCUUCGAUGCGGGCCUUGUACACUACUAAAUGCUUGGUUGUUUUCAACUCUUGGUUGGGUCAAAAAGGGACAAACUCAAAAUGUUGUCGUUUGAGACCCUGAGUAAGCAGAGAUUGUGCAGGUUUGGAAUGUGCAUACAAUGGACAAAAUGCUUGAAACUGUAUUUCUUUAAUAUUUCUAAAUCAUUGCGUAAAUAUUUGCAUUAUUCAUACUGCCACAGGAGUUCUAACCACAUAAUCACCACAUGUGUACUCUAGACACACCCCACACAGUUAAAACAGUGAUUAACUCAAACACAAGCAGGACUUUGUGUGCGAACAACAGCCACCAGUGACGUAAAUAUUUGACCAUCCGAUACAAGUGAGCGCUUGUUCCCAUUGAAUGAAUCGAAGCCUCCACUCUUUUUCAGAAUCGGUGAAAGAGUGAUGCAUGCUGGGAAGUGUAUAGCCUGGAGGGAGGGUCAAAUUUACACUCUGUGAGCUUUACUCAGCCACAUCAGCGUAAAGAUAAUACUCAGAUUAGAAAGUGUGUUGUCACUUAAACGGGUAUAAAAGGGAGGCGUGGAGUAAAGCUGGGCCAUCAUUAGGAUCACAGCAAAUCCGUCAUCAUGACUUAUAAUGGUUCCUGGAAAGUUGACCGCAAUGAGAACUACGAGAAGUUUAUGGAACAAAUGGGCAUCAACAUGGUGAAAAGGAAACUGGCUGCUCAUGACAACCUGAAGAUCACCCUGGAGCAAACCGGUGACAAGUUCAUAGUGAAGGAAGUUAGUGCUUUCCGCACACUGGACAUAGAAUUUACUCUCGGCGUCAACUUUGAAUAUUCUCUGGCAGAUGGCACUGAGCUCAGUGGAUCCUGGGUCAUGGAGGGUGACAUGUUGAAGGGCACCUUCAGUCGCAAGGACAAUGGAAAGGUGCUCAUAACAACCAGGAAGAUUGUUGAUGGUGAACUUGUACAGACCUAUAACUAUGAAGGUGUCGAUGCCAAGAGGAUUUUCAAAAGGGGUUAGAACUGUAUUGGGACGAUUCAAAACGUUUUAGUGUUAACACUGAAUAUUUUACAGGAAUUGCCAGCCCUGUAUUUAAUGUAUACAAAGUGUGUCCAUGUAAAUCAUGUUUCAUUUGCACUGAGUUUUGAUAUUCAAAGCCUUUUGUGAACUGUUUUCAGUUCUGUGCUGCAUGUUGUGUACCUAAUAAAAAACAGAAAUGCGUUACGUCAGCGAG
This is a messenger RNA of Triplophysa rosa, 3928 nucleotides long. RefSeq names its product fatty acid binding protein 2, intestinal (gene fabp2). The record is from RefSeq and is a predicted model, not a curated record. Gene Ontology annotation, biological process: fatty acid transport. Gene Ontology annotation, molecular function: fatty acid binding. Bases 3316 to 3714 code for a protein of 132 amino acids. The transcript has 4 exons. Gene Ontology annotation, cellular component: cytosol; nucleus. Lineage: Eukaryota; Metazoa; Chordata; Actinopteri; Cypriniformes; Nemacheilidae.